Messenger RNA from Puntigrus tetrazona (Sumatra barb), 1549 nucleotides. It is a transcript of the gene chac1, whose product is annotated as ChaC, cation transport regulator homolog 1 (E. coli). Gene Ontology annotation, cellular component: cytoplasm. The coding region runs from base 483 to 1073 and encodes 196 amino acids. The record is from RefSeq and is a predicted model, not a curated record. The transcript has 3 exons. NCBI's taxonomy places the organism in Eukaryota, Metazoa, Chordata, Actinopteri, Cypriniformes, Cyprinidae. Gene Ontology annotation, molecular function: glutathione specific gamma-glutamylcyclotransferase activity; gamma-glutamylcyclotransferase activity. Gene Ontology annotation, biological process: glutathione catabolic process.
GCAGCCUACAUUUCAUCAUCCGCUGAGGAGGAAAAGCAGCACGGUUGUCUAGGGUGCGCGCAAACAACGGUUGAAAGGCUAUUUCUUCCGACUGUAAAGUGUAGCGUGAUUGGCUGGGUAGAGGUUUGUUGGUAAACAGCAAGCUGGCCGGUGAGCUAGCAACAGCUUUUGUGUUUUAUUUUAGCCGAUAGAGCCGAAGAGGCCAAGAUGGAGUUUUAAGGCAAUAAUGCGGUAACUGCACGGCAUCGGCAUGCACCAGGCAAAGAAAAGCGAUUUGCGGGACUUCACCAUCACAACUGCCAAGCAGUUGGGCUCUGAUACCGUCCGCGGUAUAGCCGUGAGCCAACCGAUACCUCUCCUGCUUGAUAGGAGGAAGCUAACGCUAGCCAGUUAGCCUGUGGGCCCAUUCAUUUAGCGCAAAGCAGCUGUUACAUAAAAGCGUAAACUACUACCCUUUCUAUCCUCAUACCAUUCCUGUAAAGAUGAAACCUCAAGACAUCGUAGCUGGGAAAUCCAGUCUGUGGAUCUUUGGGUACGGCUCUUUGGUUUGGAAACCAGACUUCAAGUUCAAGAGGAGCAAGAUCGGCUUUAUCAAGGGGUACAAGAGACGCUUCUGGCACGGGGACAAUUUUCAUCGUGGAGAUGAUGAGAUGCCCGGAAGAGUGGUGACGCUCAUCGAAGAGGAUGACGCGAGCACUUGGGGUGUUGCCUUCGAAGUGACUGGCUCUCAGGUCGAAGAGUCUCUGAAGUAUCUGAACGUAAGGGAGGCGGUUAGAGGCGGCUACCUGACCCAGGUCGUAGAGUUCUUCCCGCAGGGCACAAACCAGUCACCUGUCCAGGCUCUGGUUUACAUUGCCACACCUGACAACCCUAUUUACCUGGGCCCUGCCAGCACGGAGGAAAUUGCCGCUCAGAUCGCUGUGUGCAAGGGGAAGUCGGGCCACAACAUCGAGUACCUGCUUCGCCUGGCGGAGUUCAUGAGAGUCAGCUGCCCUGAUGUGGACGACGCUCACCUGUUCUCCAUCGAGGCAGCUGUUCUCGCCACUAUUAGACCCAUAUUGUUAGCAGGCUAGACACCUGUAGCUUCUGUAAAACAUUAGGUCAACAUUUAGUCCAAACACUAUUAAGGUCUUAGCAUUAAGUGAUUGUUGCCGUCCUUGAGGUGGAUUGUGAUUCUUAGUGGCUAUUCAAAUAUUUCAUUCUCCCUAUACUAAGCUAUUAAAACUUACUGUACGACAGUAAAGAUACUGUAUUAAUGGAACACUGCAUUUAAGGCUGUUUAUGUUGUUAUUCUAUAGUGUGACCAUGCAUACUGUCAGUUCUCAUUGUCUUGUGCUUUUGACCCAACUGUACGGUGCUGUAGUGCAAAGGCAUGCUUGUGAGACGAUGUAUUGCCAAAGUUUGUCCAGUUCUAAAGCUGCAUUUUUGUUUUAAAUGUGGAUAUGAAAUCUUAAUACACUUCCAUUUUUAAUUUGCACUGAAGCAAAAAACUGUUAAGCCAUUACAAUGGUUUUCCUUUUGCACAUUAAAGCCUUCAGAGAACCAGGAA